GUGAUGGCAACUUUGGCAAGGUAGCAUUCCUAUUUAGAAACCGAGGUCCACCCCAAGGAGAAUCUUCCGAACUCGCCGGAGAAUAAACAACUGUUCACAAAAUUCUGUUUCUGUUGGAGGGAGAUAUAGAAAAUUCCAGGGACACAAAAGUGAUCAUUUUUUUUCCUUUCUGAGGACAAAAGAGGGUGUUUAAACAAAGAGUCAAGAGUUGGAGGCUUGGAGCGAACAGAAGACAAAUUGCAGUUUCCAUAAAAACACUCCCUUCAGUCAAUCCUCGCUUUGCUUCCUUGUGUUUGUGAAAUUCUUUUGCAGAUAUGGGCAUGCCACCAAACCCAGUGUUUUAAACACUUUUCUAUUGCUUUGUUGUUUAUGGGUUUGUUGUGUUUCCCACAUUCUGUCAAUUGGGUUCCUUUUUUAUCUUUCUUUGUGGGAGGGGCGGGGAUGGUUCUAGACUUUUUUGUCUCUCACAAUCUGUACUUGGGCAUGGCUUUUUUCUUCCUCUGGAAGAUGAAUUUUUGUUCGUGGGAUUGUUCUGUUCAUUUUUCCAGUUUAUGGGCAUGGCGUUGUUUGCUACUUGAUUUCCUUAUCUUGUCUUCUUCUUUGGAUGGGAAUGGCAAUUUUUUUCCUCCUCGAACUAAUUUUUGUUUAUAUGGUUAUUAUUUUAUGAAAUUAUUGAUUUUUACGGCUUGCAUGAUUUCUUAUUACUGUUAUGAUUAUGACUUUGAUUGUUCUUUGAUAAGCAGUAUUUUUUAAUUCCUAACGUUUAUGAAUUUGACAAUGAUUAUAAAUAUUAUGUCUGGGAUUAUUUUGUUUUCAGUAAUGGGAAACCCUGGCGGAAGAAAAGGUCGAGCAGACCCUUCUGCAGCUAAGAAGUUUGAACAAAACUGUGAACAAUCUGUGGAGCUUGCACAGGAUCGAGCACCACUUAAUAAUCAUGCUGAUGUGCCCAUGGUUCACUCUCCUUCCCAUGACCCCAGGUUACUUUUCAUGUUUAAUCCAGAGAUGCUUGUGACUCCCUGGUUAGGACCUGGACUGGUUAUGCCAUCCCAAGUUCACUCUUUACCACAAAGCAUAACAGAUAAUAAGGAUGAUUUCAAUGGGAGGUGGAUUUCCGUUGAGAUCACAUGGAAAUAUGCUGGCAAUUUAGUAGCUGUUGUGGGCUCGUGGGACAACUGGCAGACUAUGGAGCCCUUGCUGCAUGGAGGCAAAAACUUAACUGUCACAAAAGUUCUUCCAGUAGGAACCCAUUACUGCUGCUUCAUUGUUGAUGGAGUGUUAGCAUGUGCUCCAGACUUGCAAUGGGUUGGUGAUGUUUAUGGAAAUCGCUAUAACAUUAUAAGCUUACAGGAGGACGUCCUAAAAUCGACUGCAAUUGGUCCUGCAAAUCUGUCAGAGUUUGAACAUCCUCCUUCCCCUCCAUCAAGCUAUGACAAUAGAUUUUUCACUGAUGAAGAUUUUUUGCAUAAAACAAAAGGCAAGGUUUGUGAGGUUCUACCCCCAGAACUACCACCACAACUAGAAGAUGCAGUUUUGGAUAGGUCAUUAUUGGAUAAGCCAUCGUCGUUGACCAAUCACUGUCUACCAAGGCCUGAAUUUGCACAGUUGAAUCAUCUAUACACUCGCAAGAAUGAUCAGUAUGUAGAAUUCAGCUCAACACAGAGGAUGGGCGAUAAAUAUGUCACAACCAUACUGUACAAGCCAUUGCCUAAAACAAAAUGAGUGCAACCUAUUUUUUACAUUAGGACUUCUGGAGGUAAAUUUAUUUAA
Messenger RNA from Juglans microcarpa x Juglans regia, 1767 nucleotides. RefSeq names its product SNF1-related protein kinase regulatory subunit beta-2-like. Gene Ontology annotation, molecular function: protein binding. NCBI's taxonomy places the organism in Eukaryota, Viridiplantae, Streptophyta, Magnoliopsida, Fagales, Juglandaceae. Bases 766 to 1719 code for a protein of 317 amino acids. The transcript has 4 exons. The record is from RefSeq and is a predicted model, not a curated record.